CCUUCUUCUUUCUCUCCUCCGUUUUCAAACACACACUUCAACACUCGCUUCCUUCUUCAUUUUUCAACCGUGGAUGUAAUCAAUGGCGCGCUCAGUUCCGAUUCUCAACCGCGACACCUCCCACUUGCUCUUCACCUCCACCCCUCCUCCUCCCCACUCCCCCUUCCACUCUCUCUCCUCUCUCCGCCUCCCCAAGCCACCUCUCCUCCUCCCUCCUUCUCUCUCAACCUCCUCCUCUUCUUCCUCUUCUUCUUCUUCUUCAUGUGUCACGCGCGUCACGACCGUUCCGGUAGAGUAUGCGCCGCCGGCUCCGGAAUUCGAGUUCCACCGCGAGCUCUCGCGCCUCAAGUCUCUCCGCUCCCGCCUCGCCGCCGCGGAUUCCCUACGCGCCAAGGCCAGAGUGAUCGACGGAGAUUCCAGAGUGAGGAGAUUCUUCAGCUCCAGCAACAACCGCGUCGUCUCUGCGGUUUUGGCGGAGCUGGAUUUGAGUCCCGGCGAGCUGUACUUGUUCAAGUGCCUCGUCGCCGCCGGCCAGGAGCACGUGCUCGGCUGGGGGUAUGAGUUCGCGGGCGAGAGCGAGGCGGCGGAGUCGGCCAGGAGCUCGGUGAAGGCCGCGUUUUAUGCGAUUGUUGAAAUGAUUGAGAAAUUGGAUGUGAGUAGUGACGGUUCGGGGAGGAAGAAGAAGAUUCGGUUUGCUUUGAAUGAUGAGGAUUUUGAGGACUUGAAGAAGCUGCUGAAGAUUUUGGGAGAGGUUGAACAGUUCUAUAACUGCAUUGGAGGAGUGAUUGGAUAUCAGGUAACAGUAAUGGAGCUUCUAGCGCAAUCGAGAGUUGAAAUGCAGACUACAAGCUGGUCUAACAACAUACAAGAGCAGAUGGAAUGCCAGUUUUUGGAGAUUCAUGCUCCUAGUGGACUUGAUCUUUCCGAAAAUGCAGAAUAUGCAGCACAAGCUGCUCUAUGGGGAAUUCAGGGUUUGCCAGACCUAGGUGAAAUUUAUCCUUUGGGAGGCGCUGCAGACAGGCUUGGUUUGGUUGAUCCUGAUACAGGUGAAUGUCUCCCAGCUGCAAUGCUUCCUUAUUGUGGGCGGACUUUAUUGGAAGGUCUUAUAAGAGAUCUUCAGGCUAGAGAGUUUUUAUACUUCAAGAUUUAUGGGAAGCAGUGUGUCACUCCUGUUGCAAUCAUGACUAGCGCUGCAAAGAACAACCAUGAACACAUAACUUCUCUUUGUGAAAAACAUGAAUGGUUUAAAAGAGGUCGAUCAAGUUUCCAACUUUUCGAACAGCCCCUUGUUCCAGCUGUUAGUGCAGAGGACGGGCAAUGGAUAAUGAAGAAACCUUUUGCUCCCAUUUGCAAGCCUGGUGGUCAUGGUGUAAUAUGGAAGCUUGCUUAUGAUAAAGGCAUUUUCCAAUGGUUUUAUGAUCAUGGACGAAAAGGUGCAACUGUGCGACAAGUUAGCAAUGUUGUGGCUGCUACAGAUUUGACUCUCUUGGCGCUAGCAGGGAUUGGUUUACACCAUGGGAAGAAACUGGGGUUUGCUUCCUGUAAGAGGAACUCGGGGGCUACAGAAGGAGUCAAUGUUCUAAUGGAGAAGAAAAAUCUGGAUGGAAGGUGGGCAUAUGGCUUGUCUUGCAUUGAAUACACAGAGUUUGAUAAAUAUGGGAUAGCAGACGGACCUCAUUCUCGUAAUAGUUUGCAGGCAGAGUUCCCUGCCAAUACAAACAUUUUGUAUGUAGACUUAGCUUCCGCGGAGUUGGUGGGUUCAAGUAAGAAUACAGACAGCUUACCUGGCAUGGUGUUAAAUGUUAAAAAGGCGAUAUCGUUUGUAGACAAUUUCGGAAAUCCACACAGUGUUCCUGGUGGCAGGCUUGAAUGCACAAUGCAAAAUAUUGCCGACAACUUUCUUAAUACAUGUCCCUCUAGAGAUUAUAAAGGCGUUGAAGAUAAGCUUGAUACCUUUAUUGUUUUUAAUAAAAGAAGACGGGUUACAUCAUCUACUAAGAGGAAAAGAAGGCAUGCAGACAAAUCUUUACACCAAACUCCGGAAGGUUCGCUGUUGGAUAUCUUAAGAAAUGCUCAUGAUCUUUUGUCUCAUUGUGAUAUUGACCUUCCUGAGAUUGAAAGUAAUGACAAGUAUCUAUAUUCUGGGCCACCAUUUCUUAUUCUUUUGCACCCUGCUCUCGGUCCACUUUGGGAGGUCACCAGACAGAAGUUCUAUGGAGGCUCAAUACGCAAGGGCUCUGAGUUACAAGUAGAGGUUGCAGAGUUCCUGUGGAGGAAUGUUCAGCUUGAUGGAAGCCUGAUCAUAGAGGCUGAUAAUGUUAUGGGCUCAAGUAGGGUUGAUGAAGAUGGUGAACCCAUUCUGCAAUAUGGACACAGGUGUGGAAGAUGUAGAUUACAGAAUGUAAGAGUAUCAAAUGAGGGAAUUGACUGGAAUUUUGAAGACAAUAUCUAUUGGAAGAAUGAUGUGCAGCGCAUCGAAGCAUGUAAGGUUGUACUGCAUGGAAAUGCUGAGUUUGAGGCAACUGAUGUUAUCUUAAAGGGAAAUCAUAUAUUUGAAGUUCCAAAUGGCUACAAAAUGAAGAUCAUGCCAGGAGAUUCAGGUUUAGCGAUUGGAUUAGAUCCUAUCGCAGAGAAUAUGAUGGACAGUGGAAGCUGGUAUUGGAAGUACGGGAUCAAUGACACGCAUAUUCAGUUGGAAUUGGUAGAGCUGUAAAUCUUAUGUAUACAAAUUAUUCUUACCAUUGG
Molecule: messenger RNA, 2745 nt
Organism: Fragaria vesca subsp. vesca
Lineage: Eukaryota; Viridiplantae; Streptophyta; Magnoliopsida; Rosales; Rosaceae
Exons: 17
Coding region: 83-2713 (876 amino acids)
Biological process (GO): UDP-N-acetylglucosamine biosynthetic process
Molecular function (GO): UDP-N-acetylglucosamine diphosphorylase activity
Source: RefSeq, a predicted model, not a curated record